UUCUAGAAGUCUAACGCGUGUCGUGAUUGGACAAUUGUAACUUUUGGCCUUUUCAUUUCGCAGUUUGUAUACAGGAAGCAUGUAUUUAUCUCUAAAAUAACCGUGUUUUAGAAGUAUUCCACGCAAAAUGGAAAACGGAGCAGAUAGCAUCGUUCUGCUUGGAAAUCAGCUGUCCUUCAUUGGCCAGGAAGCAGAGAGUGUUCCUGGAAUACUGGGCAGCAAGUAUGGCAAAACCAUCACAAGACUGGACCUCAGCUACAACCAACUGAAGAGCCUAAGUGGCAUCAAGAGUUUUGAAGUUCUAGAAGAGUUGAUUCUAGAUAAUAACCAGCUCAGUGAUGACUUGGAAAUUCCUGUCAUGCCGACUCUUCACACACUCACACUAAACAAGAAUAAAAUUGUUAAUUUGGAAAGUUUGCUUGAGAAGAUUUCAGGAUGUUUACCCAACCUAAGAUACCUAAGCAUGCUUGGUAAUAUGGCAUGUCCUAAUGAGCUGUCGUUUACAGACCACGACGAGGAGGACUAUCAGAGAUAUCGCUACUAUAUACUGCACAAACUACCAAAGCUCAAAUUUCUGGACUCAAGAACUGUCAAGGAACAAGAAAGACAGGAAGCCAUGCGGGUUGGCGCAUUCAUGAAGAUUGUUACCCCUAGUACAGCAACUGUGAAAACUGGUAGCCCCACAGACAGCGAUUUUGAUGGCUUUAAGUACACACCGCUUCCCACAGAGACUGCAAGCUCAGGCGAGCACCAUGGUACCUUUGGCCGAUGUCGCUAUGUGUAUUACGGCAAGCACUCAGAAGGCAACCGUUUCAUACGAAACAGCGAGUUAUAACACCAGGAAAAGCAUAAGAAACAGCGAGUUAGGCCUAGUUUAAACUCCAUUCUUUCCUUGUACCGUUCUAAAUACAAAUGCAUGAAAAUGAAUCAAUACCAUUGUUCUACGUUCAUUUGUAUUUGGAACGGCACAUGAAAAGAACGGCGUUUAAAAUAGGCCUUAUAACACCAGGAAAAGCAUAGAAAACAGAGAGUUAUAACGCCAGGAAAAGCAUACGAAACAGCGAGUUAUAACACCAGGAAAAGAUCCAGUGUGUUAAUGUUUACAAUUGUGGAUUAGCUUCCACAAUUGAAGGAACCACAUUUCUUUGCUUUUUCUGUUAAAAACUAUUUUUACUGUUAUGUAUCCGGGAGAUGACUGGCAGCAGUCUUGCUUUUGUCCCUGGGACUGUAGCUGGCAGGGGGACCCAGAGGGGGGUGGGGUGGGGUGGGUGGUUGGGUUUGAAGUACAGCUGCUCUACCAAAAUCAGAGUUUAAUGUGGACUUUUCAACAUAUGAAAGAAAAUAUAGGGUUUGCCCCAAAAUACAAGGCAAGCUCCCCCUCUUAUCCCCACAAAAAGUAUAGCUUUAAUUUUGUGGCAAACUAGGAAAUAGCAAGUAGGGCCACGACAGAUGGGGCAAGGAGAUCGUAAAAGAGAAUUGCAAUGGAAUAACUUUAAAAAACAUAGCCCCUUGCUUGGCGCUGCCGUCUUAUGGCUAUAUCCCGUUUAGGCGAGUUCUUCAGAUUUUGUGCGGGAGGGCUAAUUCCUAACAGAGAAAACUAGAAAAUAUUACACUCUCGUUAUCAUCAAACGUUAUUUUAGUAUAUUAAAUGUUAGGUUUGCUAUUUUUAAAAUAUCAAAUGAUUUUAUUAACCUGUUUUUUACCGUGUAAUUAAAAUAAUUUUAUCAAGGCUAUUGCUAUUUUUGAUGGAGGAAUUAAGCAAAUUCUUUAAGACUGUUAAAAAUAAAGAAGGGUGAUCAGGAAAGAGAAAGUAAGUAGGAUAGUUGAUGACACAGGAAGCGAGCAGGAUGGUGGAUGAUACAGGAAGUAAGCAGGAUGGUGGAUGAUACAGGAAGUAAGCAGUAUAGUGAAAGAUGCGAUUCCUUCCCAGGUCCCUGAUGCUCAAUCGCGCCCGAGCUUGCAGCUCGAGCCGCCGCCAACAAUUCGCCAGGAAAUAAUUAGCGUAAACGAUCUAAUAAAUGCCCCCUAUGUAAA
Molecule: messenger RNA, 2034 nt
Organism: Nematostella vectensis (starlet sea anemone)
Lineage: Eukaryota; Metazoa; Cnidaria; Anthozoa; Actiniaria; Edwardsiidae
Product: leucine-rich melanocyte differentiation-associated protein
Exons: 6
Coding region: 128-835 (235 amino acids)
Biological process (GO): melanocyte differentiation
Molecular function (GO): protein binding
Source: RefSeq, a predicted model, not a curated record